Sungouiella intermedia is the source of this 1443-nucleotide messenger RNA. Lineage: Eukaryota; Fungi; Ascomycota; Pichiomycetes; Serinales; Metschnikowiaceae. The record is from the annotation of a GenBank genome assembly.
AUGACCUUAAAGAGUGUGAAUCUUUUGAACAAAGACCACAUUUCGGCCGAGGACUCCAUCAAGCUCCAUGAGGUUGCUAAAACAAUCUUCAAGGCCAAGAAAUCGACGCUUCUCACUGGAGCUGGUAUCUCGUGCAACGCAGGUAUCCCGGAUUUCCGAUCAGAUGAUGGCUUGUACAACAUUGUGAAAGCAAAGUACCCUACCAGCUUCAUUAAGGGUCAGGAUCUCUUCGAUAUCUCGCUUUUCAGAAACAGCACGACAUUAUCCAUAUUUGGAACUUUCAUGGAGGGCCUCUAUAAACAUUCUUUGCGGGCCAAAGCAACCGAGACCCAUAAAUUCAUCAAAACGUUGAAGGAGAAGAACAAACUUCUUAGAUGUUACACACAGAAUAUCGAUAGUUUAGAGAAGAGCAUCAACCUCAACUGUGGUAUCAACACUGCCGAGUUUAACGAGAUCGAGCAUAAUUCCAAUAAGUUGUUCAGAGAGAACUGGAAGAGCUUGGAUGUGGUCCAGUUGCAUGGCAACCUUCACAAGCUCUCAUGUACUCAGUGCUUUAGCCAUUUUGAGUGGACACCACAAACCCAGCUGAUGUUGGAGCAGGGCGAGUAUCCUGAGUGUGAAAACUGCCACCUCAAGUACCAAGAAAGAUUGUACUCGGGAAAGCGGUUGACAGGCACUAUUGGCAUUUUGAGACCCGACAUUGUGUUGUAUGGAGAAAACCAUCCACAGUCGGAAAUUCUUGCCAAAGGUUUGAAUAUUGACUUGAGCAUGAGAUGUGAUUUGCUCCUCAUUAUGGGUACCUCGUUGAAAGUCGACGGUGUCAAGAAAUUGGUGAGAAGUUUGUCAAAAACCAUCCGCGAAAGAGGAGGAAAGGUCAUUUUUGUAAACAAAACGCCAUUAUCCAAGCAAUGGGCUGGUCUCGUUGAUUAUGAAGUUUUGUGUGAUUGCGACGAUUUCGUCAGAGCAUUGAAGAGCGAGAUUCCUGAUUUGUUCUUGACUCAGGAACAGCUUGACUCCAAAAAGCUUGCGAAGGGCAACUCCACAAUAAAGAGCACGAUUAAUGUCAAGAAGGAGUGUAACAAGGAAGUGAAGAAGGAAAUUAAGAGGGAGGUCAAGAAGGAGAUUCUAGCUGAUAUGAAAUCUGAGUCAGAUGUGCUUACGCCGCCUACAACUCCUAGUAAGAACCGCACUGUGCUUUUGCCCAAAAGCAAGCCUUCAUUAAAGAGAAAUUUCGGUGAGAACAAACCGAAUAACCUUCCUUCGCCAUCUCCAAGCUUCUCAGAAGACAUUAUUAAGGUUGAGAGCGAUUCAGAUGUUGCUACGGACUGCGAUGACGACGUUCCAUUGAAGUCGUUCAGCACAUCAGAACUCAACCGCAGCUCUAGCAAAAGAAUCAAAACCGACGAUACAUUAGCCCAUUCCCUGAAGAGACUUCGGGUGUAA